Rhodotorula toruloides NP11 is the source of this 1542-nucleotide messenger RNA. Its product is annotated as threonyl/alanyl tRNA synthetase, class II-like putative editing domain containing protein. Gene Ontology annotation, biological process: regulation of translational fidelity. Lineage: Eukaryota; Fungi; Basidiomycota; Microbotryomycetes; Sporidiobolales; Sporidiobolaceae. Gene Ontology annotation, molecular function: Ser-tRNA(Ala) deacylase activity; nucleotide binding. Bases 1 to 1542 code for a protein of 513 amino acids. The record is from RefSeq and is a predicted model, not a curated record. The transcript is spliced from 3 exons.
AUGGCAACGGCCAGCACCGCCCAGCCGCUCUCCUCCCUUGUCCACGCCACAUCCACCCCGCACGCUUCCUCAUCGUCCGCAACGCCAUCCACCUACGCCAAGCUCACGUUCGAUCUGCCUGAGCGCCGCUACGUUGGCAUUCUUGCGUGCCAGCGCGAUCCUCUGCUCUCCACUCUCGAGACGACCGUUACUCGUUGCGAUAAAGUUGCGCCGGUUCAUCAGGUUGCGAAGGCAAAGGGCAAGAAGGGUGCAGCGGACGCGGGGAAGACAGCAGAAGCGCCUGCGGAAGAGUGGGAGGUGGAGCUGCUCGACACGGUUCUCUUCCCUGAAGGCGGCGGCCAGAAUUCGGACAGCGGACGACUCGUCCCUCUGGUUGUAGGCCAGGACGGUCAGGCGGGCGAGCCGAUUAUCGUUCGACAAGUGCUCAGGCGCAACCUUGACGCCGUGCACUAUGUCUCAAAGCCGAUCGAGGUCGGCACGAAGGUCCGCGUCGAGGUAGACAUGGAACGUCGACGAGACUUGAUGGAUCAGCACACUGGGCAGCACCUCCUGUCUGCCGUCUUCGAGCAGGACCUCAAGCUCGACACGCUUUCCUGGUCCCUCCAGAAGUUCCCCGAGCUCUGCUACGUCGAGCUACCUCGUGCUCCGACAGCCGACGAAAUCACCUACGUCCAGAAGCGCUGCAACGACCUGAUUGGCGAAGCGCGGCCAAUCAGCGUCAGAUUCGAGCUGGCAACGUUAGAGACGGGCAUCCGGCUCGGCGAAAAAGUUCCGGAAGACUACCGAGCGGACGAGUCUGGCGAGCGACCGCCUGUACAGCGGACGGUCAUCAUCGACGAGCUCGACGAGAACCCCUGUUGCGGCACGCACUACCCCUCACUCGCCUACCUCCGCACGCUCUACAUCUCUCCCAACACGACUUCCAUCCGCGGCACGAAUGCGCGCGUAUACUUUGCCGUCGGCGCCCCUCGUCUCCUCGCCUACCUCUCCUCCAUGCACACUGCAGCGCGCGAAGCCGCACUCUCCGCCGGUUGCGCCAUCCCCGACCUGCCUACCAAAGUCGAAGGACUCGUCAACGGCGUGAGUGACGGCAGGCGGAACCAGAAGCGGUUGGCGGGCGAGUUAGCGAGUUGGGUUGCGAAGGACUUGUGGGAGCAGGCGACGAAGGCGGAGGGCCAGACGCUCAAGGCGCUCUCGUUCAGGGAGGAAGACGCGACGAACUCGCUCGAGUUUCUCUCGUCCAUCUCGCUCGAGCUCAAGCCGCGCAUCGAGGCGCUUCCGGCGGACGCGAACAAGCACCUCUUUGUCCUCGCUUCGGGCGCGACAGCCGGUUCGCCGAACGCUGCGAGUGCUGGAGGAUCAGUCUUGAUUGUCGGGUCGGACGACUUGGUGAUGCAGGCGGGGAAGAAGGUUGUUGAGGUCUUUGGCAAGGAGCGGAUCAAGGGCGGAGGGAAGGGUAGGUGGCAGGGAAAGUUGACGGGCAGGUGGGAGAACGGCGAUGACCUGUUGCUGAAGAAGGUGCUGGACGAGAUUGCGGCCUAG